This is a messenger RNA of Wallemia mellicola CBS 633.66, 747 nucleotides long. RefSeq lists its product as hypothetical. The transcript is spliced from 2 exons. The record is from RefSeq and is a predicted model, not a curated record. NCBI's taxonomy places the organism in Eukaryota, Fungi, Basidiomycota, Wallemiomycetes, Wallemiales, Wallemiaceae. The coding region runs from base 475 to 684 and encodes 69 amino acids.
GAAGUGUUUAAAGUUAAAGGUUAUAAGUACAUGAGGUAUAUUUAAACAUAAUAGCUGUCUAUUCAUAAUCAACAGGUACUGUUAGCUGUCUUACAUGACGUCGCAUAAAACCCAGGUUAUUAUGUCAUUGAUUCAGUGAGAAUAUGGUAGCAAAUCUAUGAAGAAACCAUUGAGUGUAUUCUUCUAGUCAUAAAAUUACUGUAUUAUUUGAAAUCGCCCCUCAAGUUACUUCAUAAUGAUGGAUAACAUAAUUUUUCUUUUGUCAUUCUAGAAGACAACACAAAGAAAAGGAAGUAUCUGCAAGGUGAGUAGCAAGAUUUAAUUUUUUAGUGCAAAGCCAGCUCCAUCAUGUCAUCAGUGAAGCUGAUAGAAGCCUAGCUACUCCUAAACUCUCAACGUCAUUGUGGAACCACUCCAUAAAGCGCUCGUAAACUUGGACUUCUCUCUUUAACACUUAACAUCAACAUAACCAAAAUGUCAGGAGGUCCAAAACAAGCAACUUUCGGUGGAUCAGAACCAAGAGCAGCUAACGAAGUUGAGAAGCAAGCUCAAGAUAUCCAGCGCCAAAAUGAGACCAACAAGGGCGGUGCUGCUGGACGUGAAGGCGUCGCAUCCACAAACCCAUCAGACUACGAUCGUAGAGGCGGUUCAGGUGGUGGAAGUCUGAAUGACCCAAAGAUUUAAGCUAUUGAGCCAUUGUAUGAAUCUGAUGAUAAAUUGUUAUAUAUGCAUUGAUUACAAUAAAAA